AUGUAAAAAAUACAGAUUCAAUAUCAAUUAAAUCAAGCUAAUUUUUAAAUAAUUAGUGCCUAUUGUGUUAAUAAGUACUUAUUUUAAUUAAAUUAAUUGAGUUGCAAUCGGACAAUAUUAUUUUAUCAAAACAUAUGGUUAAUGGAUAAUUAAUGUGGUUAAAAUGGAUGUUUAUGCAUCGUUUAAGAGUUUCAAAGCUAAGAUCAAAAGCAAAUGUCUAAGUUAACACUUGACACUAUGUUUUGUUAUAGAAAUUAAGCAAAGAAAGGAGGAUGCAUAGUUAGCCAAUAGAUUGGUCUUUAAAUAACAAAUAGUAUUUUAAGUGAAAAACUCACAGAAUAAGGAGAAAGUAUUUAUUAUGAUGGAGAAAUUACAAAUCUUUUAUUUCAAAAUAAUCUUAUAGUGUCAAAUACAGCAUAAGAAGGAGGUGCAAUAUAUCUAGGCAGCCAAAGUUUACCUGAAUUAAAUAAAACAGUAAACUAUUUGAGUAAUAAUACUGCACAUAGAUAUGGUAAUAUUAGUUCAUCUCACUCAACUUAACUUACAAUAUAUACAAAAAUUUGUAGUUUUAAACUUUAGUAUAUUAAUGCUUACUUAACUAAUUAAUCCAAUCCAUCAGAAUUAUUAGUCUUAAAAUUGCCGAGUGGUUAAUAAAUUUAGACGUAUUAGUAUAUUGAUAUCGAUAAAUAAAAAUACUAGCAUUAACAAAUAAAAUUCAGAGUUUUAGCUUUAAACGCUUAUCACGAAUAACAAUUUCAUCUUAAUAAUAGUGAAUGUUUAAUUUAAAGUGGCCUCCAGUAAGGUUCCUAAGAAACCGUUUUUACAAAUAAUAUACAAAUUAUAAUCGAAAAGUGUUUGAUGAAGAAACUUAAGAUUAUAAUUUAGAUGAUUUAAUUAUUUUUUACGGAACUGAGAAUAAUGAAAAGUUGUAAUAGUGUCUAAAUCCCCAAAUAUGAAGAUACUUUUCCUUAUUAGAUAAUGGAUUACAACUCUAAAUAUUAAUUAAUUUUAUACAUUCAAACAUAUCCAUGUGAAUUGGGAGAAUAUAAGAACCUCACUGAUAAUGCUUGUUAUUUAUGUGACAUUAACAAGAAAUAAUAUUCAGUAACUAUCAAUGCAACAACCUGUUAAUUUAUGGAUGAAGAUACAAUAGUUUCAAUAACACCUGCCUAACUUUAUUUAAAGCUAGAUAUUGGAAUAGUGAAAUUAUUGAGCAUUGUUAAAAUAGAAUAGAGAACUGUUUAGGUGGAUGGAAAUAAGGAACGAGACUUGUGA
This is a messenger RNA of Paramecium tetraurelia, 1275 nucleotides long. RefSeq lists its product as uncharacterized. The transcript has a single exon. Lineage: Eukaryota; Ciliophora; Oligohymenophorea; Peniculida; Parameciidae. The record is from RefSeq and is a predicted model, not a curated record.